CUCAAACCAAUACGAAAUAGUUUAACGAAGACGCAACUACCAAUCGCUCUUUGUACAUUUAUCCAUUGAAUGAGCUGAACGUACGUUCGUAAGACGUUCCAGGUGGGCUUGCCGCAUCAAGUGAACAUGACUGCAUCAAAAUCAGUUUGGCCAAUGUGAUGCCUCUUAAUCAAGGAAUUAGAAAAGUUGCGCGCGCUCAUUCAGAUACCUUUAGCUGUUCCGAGCAUUUCCCGUUCCGUGCCAGCAGUAGUCCGACAUUUAAGCGAUUUGUUUGUUCGCCAUCUUUGCCGAUAGCGGAUAAGGUGCUCCUUGGCCAGAGUACGCUUCGAAUCUUUGCCACACCGUAUUCCCGUUGGUCAAAUUUUGGUAUUGUAUUAUUGGCUGCAAUGACUCGCGGAAACCAAAGGGAUCUUGCUCGCGAGAAGAACCAGAAGAAGCAACUAGAACUUCAGAGGAAAAAAGGAUCCUCCCAAAAGGACGGGAACAAAGGUAUGACGCUUGAAGAACGGAGACAACGUGAUGCAGACCAAAUGCGGCUCAAGCAACAAAAAGCCGAGCAAAAAAAGACUCUUGAUUGUAAAUGAGAUUGAAGCUCCGACCUAGUGCAUACCAGGUGGGACAGAAAAAUAUGAAGCCACCUUUAUUCCGGAUUCGAUCUAACCAAAGCUAACAUAAUUCACUCAAAAAGCGUCCGUGAUAAAAGGCGAAUGGAACAAUACUAGAAACACAGUGGAACAAUACAAUUGAUAACAGCAAUCAUUACCAGGGACAAAGAUGUUUUCGGAAGUACUGAAUAUACGAGGCCAAGAGAAUGUGUUAAUGUGUAAAUAAACGUGAUUAUCGUGUGUUCUAAAUAAAUCCGACCCCGGACCUGAAGUCUGAUAUUAAAAACUAUGCGUAAUUUCAAAUUUC
Varroa destructor (honeybee mite) is the source of this 912-nucleotide messenger RNA. RefSeq names its product modifier of protein aggregation 4. Lineage: Eukaryota; Metazoa; Arthropoda; Arachnida; Mesostigmata; Varroidae. Gene Ontology annotation, cellular component: cytosol. The record is from RefSeq and is a predicted model, not a curated record.